Molecule: messenger RNA, 2746 nt
Organism: Zonotrichia albicollis (white-throated sparrow)
Lineage: Eukaryota; Metazoa; Chordata; Aves; Passeriformes; Passerellidae
Source: RefSeq, a predicted model, not a curated record
AUGGAAACCCAUCUCAGCGCUGGCACGGCGGGUGCCUGCGGAGGCAGAGCCCGCGAGCACGCCGGCUGUGGGGCACUGGUAAAUGGUGAUUUACCGAUUGUUUGUGCUUCCUCACACAGCUCGAGACCUCGUGGGCAGCUGAGGGCUGUGGGCCGGCCUGGGGUGUGUCACUACGGCUCCAGGUGGGAUUGCUGUCCUGGCUGGAGAAAGAACAACAAGGGCCACUGUGAAGCUACCUGUGGACAUGGUUGCAAGUAUGGCGAGUGCAUGGGACCAAACAAAUGCAAGUGUUUCCCUGGAUUUACAGGGAAAACCUGUAAUCAAGAUGUGAAUGAAUGUGGGCUGAAGCCACGUCCCUGUGCGCACAGAUGUAUGAACACACACGGCAGCUACAAGUGCUAUUGCCUCAACGGAUACAUGCUGAUGCCAGAUGGCACAUGUGCAAGUUCUAGGACAUGUGACAUGGUGAAUUGCCAAUAUGGAUGUGAAGAAGUCAAAGGCCAGGUGCAGUGUCUCUGUCCAUCAGGUGGCCUUCAGCUGGGACCAAAUGGAAGGACAUGCAUUGACAUUGAUGAAUGCUCCACAGGCAAGGCUGUCUGCUCGUACAACCGCAGAUGUGUCAACACAUUUGGGAGCUUCUACUGCAAGUGCCAGCAGGGAUAUGAGCUGAAAUACACUGGUGGCCGCUACAGCUGUGCAGAUGUAAAUGAAUGUGUGACAAAUACACACAGGUGCAACCUCCAUGCAGAGUGCCUCAACACCCAGGGAUCCUUCCAGUGCAAAUGCAAGCAGGGCUACCGAGGAAGUGGAUUUGACUGUGCUGUUAUCCCUGAAAAGUCAGUGAAGGAAAUUGCAAGAAGCCCUGGAACAGCUAAGGACACAAUUAAGAAACUUCUUGCACAAAAACACAGUGUGAAAAAGCAUGAAACAAUCGAGAAUGCAAUCCCAGAAGCAGCUGUGACCCCACCUUCUGAGACCCACUUGCAGUUGCUGGACUAUGAAGGUGCUGUUGAUCUUGGUGGGAGCUACAGUGAGGAAGAGAAAGAAAUUGCAGCUGCUGCAGAAGAGGAGGCUGAAGAGUCAGAUGAAGAGGAGAAGGAAGAUUUUGAAAAUCAAAUUGAUGAGCGAAGCCUGAGAGGGGAUGUCUUUUUUGAUUGCAGCUUCAGUCGAGGAGUUUGUGACUGGAAACAAGAUGCUUAUGAUGACUUUGACUGGAAUCCUGCUGAUCGAGAUAGAGGUGAUGGCUACUACAUGGCAGUUCCAGCCUUUGUGGGGCACAAGAAUGAUAUGGGGCGUUUAAAACUUCUCCUCACUGACCUCAAACCAAAGAGCAGCUACUGCCUGAUUUUCAGUUAUCGGCUUGCUGGUGAGAAAGUGGGAAAGCUAAGAGUGUUCCUGGCAAACAAAAAAACUGCUCCUGUCUGGGAAGAGAACAAAGGAAAAGAUGAAAAGUGGAGAACUGGAAAAAUAGAGAUAUUUCAGGGGGCUGAAACAACCAACAGUGUCACUUUUGAAUCAGAACGUGGGAAGGGUAAAACUGGAGAAAUUGGAGUGGACAAUGUUAUACUAAUUUCUGGUCCAUGCCCAGAAGAUGCCUGAUAAUGGACAUUGAAGUAUACCAGAUUUAAUCCUAUUUUUUACACUUUAUGAGUAGUGUAUUUUUUGUAUUCUUUUUUUAAUUAUAAAAACAAAACCAAAACAAACCUAUAAAAUUGUGCCUUGAAUCUAAUGCAACAAUGCCAACAGAAAAACUGAUGUUCAAGAUGCAGAAUACACUUUUUUGUGAAUUCUUUUAAUUUUGAUACAUGCAUUGAAUACUACUGUAUUUUAUAAUUCAAGGUCAGGGUUUCUGAAGUAUUAUUUGUUAAGCAUUUUUACAAUUCUACGUGCUUUUUUUUCUUCAAAGUCUUCUUGAGGCUAUUCAUUACUCUUCUGUUUCAUUUUAUCUACUCCAUAAGAACAUAAAGCAGUUUUUAAGAGAAUGUUACUAUUUCUGUUGACAUAAUUAACUUCUUAGUGGGUAUGCUGUUCUAAAAAUCAGUAUGCAUCACCCUGUGUGCAGUAAGACAAUCACACACAGUGCCAAGGUGUUUGUUUAUUUAAAUACUUGUGCAAAGAUGAGUGCUAGGUAAAUCCACAAAGUCAGGACACCAAGCAGAAAUGAUGACCACUAUUUAUAUAUUGUUAAUCUUGACAUAUUCCACUUAUCUAGUAUAUAUUCAGUGUUUAAUACUCCACUGUUGCUGAGCUGGCUUCUUAUCCUGGGCAGCCUGGUGGUUUUUACUACUGUGGUUACUAUUAUAAGUGUUUACUAUUGUAUUAUUGCUGAGAUGUGCUGAGCUGGCUUUGUUUUCUUCUUAUCUUGGGUGUCCUGCAGUAGCACACCCUUCCUCCCAAAUUCUGUUACCCCUCUGAGUCUGGACGAGUUUGUUUGAAAGGAUCUCUCUUUCCCUGUGACACAGAAAUGUUGCAGAAGUUGCUGCAGUAGUGACCAAUGGGUCCUACAGAUCCUGCAGGCUGCUUAUACCAGUUCCCAGUGAUCUUUGAGACAAGUCAAGCCCUAAACUUUACUAAAGUAAUUCUAUUGACAAAUAAUUUAUAUUAGGCCUGAGGUAAAUAUUCAAUCUAUCGAACAACUAGGAAGAAAGUGAAGACCUUCUUUUCCUUUCUGAUGGAGCUAAGAAAGGUGUAAGCGGAUUCAUGUCUUUGAGGAAUAUUUUCAUUACUAAUAAAGUAUGUAAAAUAC